This is a messenger RNA of Megalobrama amblycephala (Wuchang bream), 1928 nucleotides long. RefSeq names its product acyl-CoA thioesterase 9, tandem duplicate 2 (gene acot9.2). Gene Ontology annotation, molecular function: fatty acyl-CoA hydrolase activity. Bases 712 to 1758 code for a protein of 348 amino acids. The transcript is spliced from 15 exons. Gene Ontology annotation, cellular component: mitochondrion. The record is from RefSeq and is a predicted model, not a curated record. Lineage: Eukaryota; Metazoa; Chordata; Actinopteri; Cypriniformes; Xenocyprididae. Gene Ontology annotation, biological process: acyl-CoA metabolic process.
CAAGAGUGAUAAAUAGCCAGCCACUACGUCAUGACAGAAUUAUAUUUGGUCAUGUGGAGACAGUGAGUAAAAUUGUUACCCUGAAUAACGCUCAUUGAUCCAUUUGCAAACUUCCUAAACAGUAAUGGGUGUAACUACAUUAGAAACUGGGCCAUUGUGAAUAUUUGUUCGUUAAAAGUGAGUAUUUACAGCAGCACGGUGCGCAGAGAAUCAAGAAAGAAAAACUAUAGCUAUCUGCAAGUUCUGUUGUUGUUUUGAAAAAAGUUCCCGCUGUUCUCCAAAGUAGUGAGGGAAGAACAAAAAGAUGUCGUGUCCACGCUCACUCAUUUUGUAUGGGGUCCUGAAGUCUGCGGUGUCCUUCACGUGCAGGAAGUUUUCCAUGGGUCAACUAUCCCGACAAGGAAAGGCACCUGAUAUGGCUGAAGGUUACUGUACAGGAAUACACUAGUAUACACUAGACUAGUACACUUUUCAUUCUGAAUGCAAAUUGAGCUCUUAUUUUUACACUCUCUCUCUCUCUCUCUCUCUCUCUCUCUCUCUCUCUCUCUCUCUCUCACUCUCACCCUCCUGCUGUUAUUUUAAGUUCGCAACAGGCUGAGAGAGAUAGUCGGCGCAUCUACCAACUGGCAAGACCAUCAGCAAGUAUUGGCUGAGCGUGCGUCACUAAGCCAGUAUCUUGCUCAGAGUCAGGAUGAACUUCCUGCAAAAAGAAUGAAGGACAGUGCAAUUGAGGCGCAUCUUCCUCUGGGUACCCAGCCUGCCUUGAGAGAGAAAUAUCUGAACUCUCACAAUGCUGUCAGGUUUGGUCGGAUUUUGGAGGACUUGGACUGUUUAGGAGUGCUCAUCUGUUACUCUCACACAUGGAAUGAGAAGAUACAAAGAUCUCCACUUUCUAUUGUCACCGCUCUAGUGGACAAGAUUGACAUGAGACAAAACAUAAUCUACCCAGACUGUGACAUCAAGUUCACGGGUCAUGUUACAUGGGUUGGCAAAACCUCAAUAGAAGCUAAAAUGCACAUGUCUCAGUGCCAUGAUGGUGCAUACACAGAUGUUUUAGAUGCUACAUUUGUAAUGGUGGCUCGAGAUCCCGAAAAUAAAAGGGCAGCUUUUGUAAACCCACUCAAACCAGAGGGUCCAGAUGAAGAGGCGAUUUUUCGACAGGGUGAAAUAAACAAGAAGAGGCGUGUGGAGCUGAGCACAGCCUCUCUUCUUAAAGUGGCCCCUACAGCUGAGGAGAGGACUCUCAUUCACAACCUGUUCCUCAACACUCUAGACACACGACGGGUGAGUUUCCAUAGUCGUAUUCUACCACCAAAUUCAGUGUGGAUGGAAGAUGCCAAACUAAAAGGGCUUGAAAUUUGUCAUCCACAGGAAAGAAAUAUCUUCAACCGGAUAUUUGGUGGUUUUCUGAUGAGAAAGGCCUAUGAGCUUGGUCGGGCUAAUGCCUGUGUAUUUGCUGGAUGCAGACCAACGCCGGUGGCAGUAGAUGACAUCUUAUUUCAGAAGCCUGUAGAAAUCGGAUCCUUGCUCAUGUUGUCUUCGCAGGUUUGUUACACAGAAGGGAUGCACAUCCAGGUCAGGGUUCACACAGAAGUGCUUGACCCAUUGACCCGGCAGCACAGCACCACCAAUGUGUUUCACUUCACUUUUCGUGUUGAAAAGGAAGUCCCAGCUGUUGUACCACAGAGCUAUGGAGAGUCUAUGCUGUACCUGGAUGGAAAGAGGCACUUUGGUGAGACUAUGAGGAACCAGUGUUGAGCAUUCUGGGAUGUGCUGAUAGGAUGAAAUACAUGAUAAAGCUAUACCAACGUUCAUCACUACAGUUAAAUGAGUGUGUGUGUGUGUUUAUGUAAAUUCUGCCUUUAUUUUCUAAAUGUCUACUCUACAGCUGUUAGAUGCAAGUAUUUAAUAAAUUCAGCAAUCACUAA